AGUGAAAUCGAGGUCUUGUUUAUAAAUAAAUUAGGAAUACGUCACUAACACUCGAGAUAAAAUUAUCAUUACGCUAGGUUUCGUAUUAACAAACUAAUUUAAGUACAGUAUUAUUGUAUUUCGAGUCAAGUAAAAUCUGAAAAUGAAUUAUAAACGAGAUCUUGUUAACAUAGAAGAAGACGUUAAUGUUCGAUCGGCAAUUGCAGAUAUUGUGAAAUCUGAGUCGGAAGAUUGUCCUACGUUCGUCUGUAAUGUUGAUGAUAUUAUUGCUAAGCAUGAGCUGUGGAGGAAGCUAAUGCCACGUAUUGAACCACAUUACGUGAAAUGUAAUGAUUCCGAUAUCGUUCUUCGAACUAUAGCUGCAUUGGGUUUGGGGUUUGAUUGUGCGUCUAAGGUUGAAAUAGAACGGGUACUUUCGAUUGGCGUCGAUCCGUCGAAAAUAAUAUUCGCUCACACAGUCAAAUUUGAUAAUCAUAUCAAAUAUGCAGUAGAAAACAAUGUAACGCUAAUGACGUUCGAUACUGAACAUGAAUUACGAAAAAUGAAAGCAACGGCUCCUUGUGUGCGGGCUGUUAUAAGGAUCAGGUAUGAUUCCAACGCGAAAGUCGUUCUUGGGACUAAAUUUGGAUGCGAUCCAUACACCGAAGCUCCUGGUUUACUUGAAUUGGCCAAAAGCGUGGGAAUUGACGUGGUUGGAGUUAGUUUUCAUGUCGGGUCAGGUUCGAAAGAUUUUGUUUCAUUCUAUAAUGCGAUACAUUCGGCAAACCAUGUCUUCGGAAUUGCCAAAGAUCUAGGCCUACAUUUCGACCUUUUGGACAUAGGGGGAGGCUUUCCUGGAAAACCCAGUGAUUCAAUCGAAACAUUUGCAGAACAUGUGAAUGCCGCCAUUGAAGAGUGCUUUUCAGAUCCAAAAAUCAGAAUAAUUUCAGAACCUGGAAUGUACUUUGUGGAAUCGGCCUUUACGUUAGCGUGCUCAAUUUAUGGUGUAACUGAAAGCGUUGUUCAAGACGAAAAUGUAUACAACUAUUUUGUUAGCGAUGGUGUCUUUGGGAACUUUACGUCAGUUGUUUCUUAUGAUAUGGAUGUACUUCCAGAAGCUUUGCGUAACGAUGAGGGGGAGAAAUAUUUAAGUGUAAUACGCGGACCGACAACUGAUGCCCAUGAUGUUAUACCAAGAACAUUUUUACUUCCAAAAAUGAAGUAUGGAGAUUACAUUAUUUUUCACUAUAUGGGUAGUUACACUUCUGUACUCACUACGCCAUUCAAUGGAUUUGGUGAAUCCCAUUAUUACUAUGUCGUCAGCAAAGAUAACUGGUGCAGACUGCAGAGUAGCAAAUUGCCCUUACCAAAUAGUUAUUGUAAUUUAUUAUGCGAAAAAAACUAAUAAUUUCAAUUAAAGACAAGAACAAGAAAA
This is a messenger RNA of Photinus pyralis (common eastern firefly), 1414 nucleotides long. Its product is annotated as ornithine decarboxylase 2-like. Lineage: Eukaryota; Metazoa; Arthropoda; Insecta; Coleoptera; Lampyridae. The transcript has 6 exons. Gene Ontology annotation, molecular function: ornithine decarboxylase activity. The coding region runs from base 143 to 1384 and encodes 413 amino acids. The record is from RefSeq and is a predicted model, not a curated record. Gene Ontology annotation, cellular component: cytoplasm.